GGCCCCUGCAACCCAGGGGAGGGUCCCCCUGGCGAAAGCGGGGCGGGGUGCCCUGGGAACCUCGGACCAAGCUGGGGCAGAGGGCACCGAGCCGGGGCUGGACGCGGGCAUUCUGGAGGCGGGCGAGUCCCCCCGCCAGGCUGCUGAGAUUGGCCGCGGGCAGGAUUUCGGGAGACGCGGGCGAAGGCCUCCACGGGCUCCAGCGACCCCUCCGCCAUGCGCCCACUCUCCUACCCUCCCAACUGAGGGGGCUCUAAGCUCCGCAGGUCAUCUCCUCCAUCCUGGGCAUCUUUUCGCCUCUCUUUUUUGGCAGGAUCCCAAAUGCCAGUAUUGUAGCUUCCGGAACCCAAUGCCCUCCGGGCCAGCGCCCCCAGUGGGGCUCUGGGAAGCUCUCGCCCCGCCCCGCUCCGCGCCGGGGCCCCAGGGAGGGGCGGAGCAGCCCUUCCUUAGGGAAUGCAACCCUGUCCCCUGGGUGCCCAGGCCCCGCCGCGUUGCCGGGAGGCUGCAAACCCGCCGCCCCGGGGGAGCGCGGUGGGAAAAAGCUCCUCCCGGGCCGCGCUCCACUGCGCACGCAGUCCUCAUGCGGCUCUCUUUUCCUGGUUUCCACCCGCGCCAGGUGAUACGCAGAGCCGAGACCAUGGCCCAUCAGGUGCUCUACCGGGCGCUGGUCUCCACCAAGUGGCUGGCGGAGUCGGUUCGGGCUGGCAAGCUGGGGCCCGGCCUGCGGGUGCUGGACGCGUCCUGGUACUCGCCGGGCACCCGCGAGGCCCGCAAGGAGUACUUGGAGCGUCAUGUGCCCGGCGCCUCCUUCUUUGAUAUAGAGGAGUGCCGGAACGCGGCGUCGCCCUACGAGAUGAUGCUGCCCAGCGAAUCCGACUUCGCCGACUACGUGGGGCGCCUGGGCAUCAGCAACCAGACGCACGUGGUGGUGUAUGAUGGUGACAACCUGGGCUGCUUCUACGCGCCGCGGGUCUGGUGGAUGUUCCGGGUGUUCGGUCACCGCACCGUGUCAGUGCUCAAUGGCGGCUUCCGGAACUGGCUGAAGGAGGGCCACCCCGUGACAUCUGAGCCCUCGCGCCCAGAGCCGGCCAACUUCAAAGCCACUCUGGACCGCUCCCUGCUCAAGACCUACGAGCAGGUGCUGGAGAACCUUGAGUCUAAGAGGUUUCAGUUGGUGGACGCCAGGUCCCAAGGACGGUACCUGGGCACCGAGCCAGAACCAGAUGCAGUAGGACUGGAAUCCGGCCACAUCCGAGGCUCCCUCAACAUGCCGUUCAUGGACUUCUUGACCGAGGACGGCUUCGAGAAGAGCCCGGAGGAGCUGCGCUCCAUGUUCGAGGCCAAGAAGGUGAACCUGGCACAGCCCCUCAUCGCCACGUGCCGGAAGGGAGUCACCGCCUGCCACAUCGCCCUGGCCGCCUACCUCUGCGGCAAGCCCGACGUGGCCGUCUACGACGGCUCCUGGUUCGAGUGGUUCCACCGGGCACCCCCGGAGACCCGUGUGUCCCAGGGGCAGCGUGGGAAGGCCUGAGCGCCAGGGCUCCUCGCCGCCUGCAGCCCCCCGUCCUCUUGGUGACCGCGGUCUGACAUCCGCGUACCUCUUCCACCAAGGAGACCACCUAGGUUUUAGGACCGUGUGCAAAGCUCUCCUUUGCCCCCAGACACUGGAAUAAACUGUUUUUUUUUUCUGA
Hyaena hyaena (striped hyena) is the source of this 1691-nucleotide messenger RNA. RefSeq names its product thiosulfate sulfurtransferase (gene TST). The record is from RefSeq and is a predicted model, not a curated record. Gene Ontology annotation, biological process: transsulfuration. Bases 350 to 1531 code for a protein of 393 amino acids. The transcript has 2 exons. Gene Ontology annotation, molecular function: thiosulfate-cyanide sulfurtransferase activity. Gene Ontology annotation, cellular component: mitochondrion. Lineage: Eukaryota; Metazoa; Chordata; Mammalia; Carnivora; Hyaenidae.